AUGAAUGGCACGUGGCAAAACAGCGAAAUCGUGGGUGAACACAAGGGAACUGCUUCCGUCGUGGAAACGAACCUGUUCUCCACAGGGGUACAUGCAGGAGAAAGCUUGUGUUUCACCAGGUGGAGCAGUGUGAAGGAGGGAAAUUGGGAUGAUGAGCUUUCCACGACAAGCAAUAUAGCAGGGGUUCUCCCUCUUUUUGCAAAUCCCGAAGAAAGCGUCUCUCCACACAGGGAUGACGAGACAGCGAGACAGGAUGAAGAAGGGGAGGGACAGGAGCAGCCUCAGCUUGACAGCUCUGUCGGAGAGCAGCAGAGGAAAGGUAACAUGGCAGGCCGAGGUGAUACCUCCAUGGUGAUAAAAUCGGAAGUAGAGGAGUGCGAAGGCUAUUCUGUCGAAAGAAAACAGCAGAGCGAGGGGGACCGAACGACUCCUGAUGGACUCUGCAAACUUGUGGAUGGCAAGCGUGUCAACCGCACGGACGGAGUACAGGAGGGUGAAAACGGUAACACACUCAUGGCUCAGCAACAGUCAGAGCAGAUGCCAGUGGCGCAGUAUCGAGGAGACAACUGCUUCCACAGUAGCUCUCACCUGGGAGACUUCCAGUCUAGUCCUUCUGGUGCGUCGCCCGGGCACCAAGUAACACGAAAGCCAGGACUCUUGCUGCGGGACAGCUACUCAGCGUGUACUGAGCAUUGCCUUGAGUGGCGUUGCGCUGAGAUGCCGGUACACGUCGAUACUGCAGAGAAUGCCCCUGUGAUUCACAACGGGAGUUGUGGGGAAACAAUCUCCGAAGGAGGGGUUACGCUGUCGCAGGGGCCUGAGCAGAGCAAUCACCAUUUCGACGUCGGGGCUCAGGUGGGCACCGAACAUCCGGAGUUUUUUAGUGGGACUGGGGAGACCGGCAUGGAGCAAUGCAACGAGAGGCGAGCUGAGAUGCUGCAGUGGAGACACCGUGAAGGCGCCCGUUCACCAUCGGAAACCGAAUGCGUCACUGACGAGCCGAAGGGGACGCCCGGGCAGGAGAACCGUACUACGGUUCGGCCGGGACAGAAUCCGGCGACAGCGCGACGGGGAGCUCGCAAUGCGACAGGUGAGAUUCCUGUGCAGGCGUCACCUUCCCUUGCUAUAGACCCCAAGACCAAAUCAGACGCGAUUGAAGCAUCAUUUACGGAUACCAACGAUAUUCACACGACUCGACCAUGUGACGAAGUGUCUCUCGAGAUGCAACUGUAUCUACCACAUUUAAGGUGUAGCACUGAGUACGAGGGUGGAAAGUCACAGCGGACACCCACGGCACAAGAGUCGAAGGCAAAAUUAUUGUCAACGGGACCAUCCCUUUCGUUUUACAACACAGCUAUUCACAGAGCAGGCCUCCCGUUGUCGAUCCCUACAACCGUUCCGGUUCAUCAUGGUGAUGUCGAGGAUCCGGCUUCAAAGCGUAUCCCCCUUUUUGGCGGCUCGGUUUCCGGCGGUCAUUGUGUACCUCGUUCCUCGAACACGGGGGCAGUGAUGGAGCCGUGUGUGCCCGUAGUUGAGUUAAGCAGUCCUCGCAGCUGCGUAGAGGAAAGAGAGACCUCACGGCACGGAGAUGCUGCUGGGAGGGAUACCCUGGAAAGGCGCGCAUUACCAUUCUCCCCUGCUGCGCCAAUGACGGGAUGCUCCAGCACUGCAGCCUCAUCCGUUGUGUCUGGUGACGUCUUUGCUUCUGUAGCAACCCCUGCUCGCGCGAAUGUCUAUGGAAACAGUACUGAGACCCAAGAAGAAGGUGGGUGUGGCGAAGCGCCGCGAUAUGUACUUCUGUUUCCUGACGAAGAAGAAGAGAGGCUAGGACCGGCACGAACAAUUGCUACCACUCAUUGCGGAGCAGGUCAAACAAAGUAUAUGGUGAAGAGCGAAGGAUUCGGGGUGCCCACUAUUAGGGAGGUGACAAAGAUACCGGAGAUCAGGACGCCCACGAGGAUCCACCCAAGGCGCUUGCUUCCUGGAGCCACGCUUCAAGGCAUGGCCUGUGACGGGUGCGGCACCUCUAAUCCCCCGACAGUGAUAACGGCAUCGGAGACAGGUUUUUUGCCUGAGAUGUGUUUUCUGUCACCUCAGCGUCAACCACAGCUCGCCUCGGUAGGCAACCAGGACUACAGUGCGGGCUUUGACUCGGGCACACCUCGAAUAGCACAGAUUCGUGAGAUAGAUUCAUGGGCAGAUUCAUUAACUGAAGGAGAGAAAAAACUUACCACAUCCUCUCCGUCAUACGGACAAGAAGCGCAUAAACGGUGUUCCUUCUUCCAGUCAAUCAACAAUCGAAUAGUGGGGGUGAAAGCUGACCCCACGAGUACAUGCGGAUACCAUUCACCAAAAGAAACCCUUAAUAGCGGAUGUGCUGCAAGGGAACAGAUGGUUGGUGGCAAGCCGCCGUUGGCGCAGUCAUCUUUAACACGCGAGGGCAAGCACCGCGGACAGCAAACUCAGCUACGGAAAAGCGGCGUGCCAGCGUGGAGCGCUGAAGAGGAUGCGAGGCUCGCAGAGUUGGUUGCAAGGAAAGGCUUUAAGUGGGCACUCAUCUCUUCACAACUUACUGGUGCCUUUGGAAUCCCGCGAACGGGUAAACAAUGCCGGGAACGAUGGUUUAAUCAUGUGAACCCCGAGGUUAAGAAAGGCGACUGGUCAGCCGAGGAGGAUGCCAUGAUACUAACACUUCAGAAUGAACUGGGAAAUCGCUGGGCUACCAUCGCGAAGAGGUUGCGGGGCCGCACAGAGAACGCAGUGAAGAACCGCUUCAUUUCUCUCAGCAAUGCCCGCUUGGGGUAUGGUCGUCCAAAGCGAGAUGGCUCGAGCGCGGACUGCUUCGGCAGCGGACGUAACUGCAACGCGAGGUCACCGAGCGGACCCAUGAUGCCUCAUCUGUGUCAAGCUACAUGUUCUGCUAGCACGACGACGAAUGACUCGGUGUCAUCGGGUAACCACCCUGUUAUAUCGGCUGGGAGAGAACUUUUUGAAUCUCCGGAAGUGGCAGUGGAUUCCCCAGUGAGUGGGCAGCGGCAAUGCUCUGGCACGCUACCCAGCUAUGUGCAUCCCACUGGGGCCAGCAGUUCACGCAUGCACCCUCGUACUGCAGGUGAGGGGCAUUCAACUCAUUCAAGAAACAGUGACGCUGGUAACCUGGAACAACCAGCUCAUCAAGAAUGCAACGAGUCAGGCAGAGGUGACGCUGAGCAAAAUAUGUUUGCAGGGAUGAAGCCGGGGACAAGGUCUGUAUCACAGGAUGCUGUCCCUGUUGGUCGCCUAAUUAUAGCAGGUUUAGAUCCACCAGUCCUCGUUAGAACCUUCCCCGUGGCCGAAACAUCACCAAAAACCCUUUCUAAAGAGCAUGGGAGCGAACGGUUGAACAACGAGCGAGAUUGUCUCAAACUCAGCAACUCAGCAUCCGAGGAAAGCUUCCUUGCAUCAACGAGUGAAAACCCUGUAGGCAUCAAGGUAAACGAUGCUGAUGGAAAUACGCACGAGCCCCAACAAAAAAGAAGGCGCAAACGAUCUGCUUUAGUAUACCAAGGGGGGGAGCGUGACAGUAACGGCCCUGAUUUAAACGUGGAUCGACAUGUGGAGAAUGCAGGAAGCUUACGGACGCUGGGGACAGCUGACAGGGACACCCCACCAGCCAACUACGUGGAGCCUCAUCGCUUUGAAGAAUUUUCACCGUACGAGCUGGUCUUCCAGCCAGCCUUGCGACCAACAUGUGACCAGCAAGGGUGGACGCCGCCAAACGCAGUCGAGGCUUCCGAGCAGGCCUCACACGACGCACAAGGGCAGUGGCGUUGCGACGGUCACCGGACUGGCUACCGCACCGCCCAAGGCUCUGUUUACAGCAGUGAAGUGGAGUCAGGUGAUCUGCGCAGUGUGUGCCGGCUGACGGAGCAACAGUCUUCGUUCCAAGGUGCAGAACGUGCAUGGUCAGAAGCAGGACUUCAGUUGUUUGUCGCACACAAGAGGGGGAAAAUCUACCCCACCACCGAGCUCGACAGCCCGAGUACCUUUUUUCAGUGUUCGCCGUCUUCAUUACCGACAUUCCCGCAGCAGGCAGUGUUUCAGUACGAUAGAUUUCGUAACAAGGUUCCGUCCGGGAAUACGUCCGCCGGAGCAAGUGGAGCCCAGCGGACAUUUGAGGAAAGCGGUGGAUUAUUUAAGGAAGGACCCAGCGUGACUACUCCCGGGCGCAAUAUGGAACUCGUACAGCGCCUUUCAGUGCCCCUUCGCAGGUGUGAAGCGUCAUCAAACGCCCAUUUUUGGACUUCACCAGAGAUUCAAUUUGGAAGGAAUUCAUUGCACCAACGGCUGGAUAGUUGCCAUCAAUACUGUAAGCAGCACGCCCCUUGUUGUGGGAGGACGGAGCAGUUUUAUAAGCUGACGUCAUCGCAUCAAGAGAACGGUAGUGGUAAAGAUGCGUGUCGUGUCUCCGUGUCUCCAACAGGAAAGAUAGACGAUCUACAGAAGCAAUCCAGGGGCACACUUCUGUCAGCAAAGGAAGACAUCGGCGAACCAGGGACGUGGCCUCACGCUGCAAACAUCAUUAGUUCGAACUCGGACCACCAGAAUGCCUGGCUGUGUGCAGAAAAUUCGUCUGGGUGCGACGACGGGCGGAGAGGACCCGUUGGUUUCGGAGAAAUCUGCGUGAAAUCCGGGAUCAAUAUGAACACCACCUGCGGCAGUGGAAAUCCAAGUGGUAACAAGGAUGGCAGAAGUCGAGAGACGUGGAGAUGCGAGCAACGGGAUGACGAUCAGGUCCAGUCGUUUGAGUCCAGGUGCAGGGUUGCCAGCUCAGUAGGUGGAGCCGAGGAACCAGCUAAUAUCGAAUCCAAAUUGAUGCUGUUGCGUGCCACCACAACCGCCAGACUUCCCGCAGGCAGCGACAAACUAUUUUCAAAUGAUGCUAGGUGCAGCGUAGUGGCACAGCUCGACCCUCAAAUUAACAACGAAAACUCACAGGAAACACGCUAUGCGGAGGUAUUCUUGGAACGCGGAGGUGAACGGAUGGUCAAUGUUUCUUCCGGUCCUGAGCCUAAUGAGGGAUGCGGGUACAACAUCGAGCAAACUGGGGCGUGCACCACAGGAUUUCAUCGACCAAUGCAUAGUUGCUCAACGAUUGACUCUGAAGAAUUUGAAGACUUUUCGUCAUCCCAAAAGGCAAGUGGCGACCGCGGGCAUAUUAGCAGACGAAAGGGAGAUGUCCUGCCCCUGACUGAAUGGGCCAAGUAUGAUGGGUUGCGUGAGUUAUACUGGAACGGGGCAGCAGCAUUUCCUCGUGAUCCACCCAGUGACUGGAAAGGAAGCUGGUCUAACAGCGUGGGAUGUGAGCAUCAAAAUUCCUUAUGUUCGCCUGAUGGGGUUAGUGCAAGCGACUUUAGCGAGAUGAAUAGAUGGAGGCUCUACGGCGCGGCUGCCGUCGAGGUAGGAACAAGUCACAUCUCCAGCUCAACAUCCCACAGUUUGGCCUCGCAAACUGUAGAUAAAAUCCGGGUGCCUCCAAAAACUGGAAUGACUAGCUGUGAUGUGCCGGAAUCUCUUGGGGUCAAUGAGAAUGCGGCAUCACCGGUUGGUAACCCUCAUGUACGAGGGAACUGCAACGGGCCUGGUACAUGCCGAACAGGUGAACCGGAUCAGAGCGCGUGGGUGGGCGUACAGCAGAAUCAAAGGCCCUCUGAGACGUCGAUAUUUGCCGGAACCAGAAACAAUGAUACAAGGGGUAGACAGAAAAGCAGAAUUGUACCUGGCGAAGAAGACAGCGUAGUCAGGACGAGGCGAAAAGAUUCCGGCUCCACUGCAGCAACUGUUAGUCGGGCUGCCUCCGUUAGUCUGGCGGCACCAGGUCCUGCUUGUGACAGCUCCUCUUCUCAACCAGAUGCCUCUUCUCGUGGCCAUCACCUUUCCUUCAGCUUUAGUCACUGUUCCGAAGCGACGCUGAACAGGAGUGCAUCCUCAAGUUACUCGUGCCCCCCACCAACCUGUCAUAUGUCGGAUGAGAGGCCUCUAGAGCCAUCGGAGGAGGGGGGAGCUCUCAGGUCAUUGAAUCUUGCACCUGUAUAUGGCCAUCUUGGGCUUCCCGCCGAGGGAGCGACCGCCGGUCAUGGCAGAGCGUUGGAGCAUCCCCUAAUAGAGUCGCAGAUGGAGCCAUCCGAUGGUGAAGUUCGAUUGUGGGGCCAUCCGCAUGAAACAAAUUGGCCGCAGGGCACAUUGGAACCCGUCGGUUUCGCAUGCGGGAUGGACGGUGGUGUCCUCGAAUGUAAAGAGACUGAGGAAUCGACACCUGGAAAUAGGCGAAUUCAUCGCGACGACCACGACAGGCGGCACAUGCAACACCAAGAUGGCGAGAGGAUUUGCCCAUCUCCACCGAUCGAAGCUAUUCUUCCGCAUUUACGUGCUCGUGAAGAAAUGCCGGCCCAGCCGCUAGAGGCACAAGGAACCCCUCCUCUACGAAGAGACCUCGCGAGCCACGUGCAGCAAGAGACUAACCAAGGCAUUGCUGGUGAGGAGUGGGUAACUAUACGAACUACUGGAGACAUCUCAAAAUCAAAGGCACGUUGUGCUGGGCAUCAGAGCGCACCUAUAUCUGAGAAGGUAGGGGGACUAAAGGAACACCUGGGUGGUGAGGGCUGGGGAAUUUCGAGGGAAGCGAGUUUAAGCUUUAUGACUAGCUUACCCGCAAAUGCGCCGGUGGGUAAAGCAGGGGAGGACGUUGACAAGUGCCUCUGUGACCAACGACUGUGUGUAGGAAACGGGUGUGGUCCCGAGUCAACGGAGGCCACGGGCUUCGAGAGCUUGGGUCCACCGCUCCAACUGUUGCUUGUUGACGGGUAUACCCCAUUCGAGCCAACAGAGGACAAGGACACCCAGACAGUGGAGCGAACGUUAUUUUCUGUGCCAGCGCAGGAGAGGGAUAUAAGAGACGAGGACGAAGAAGACAACUGCAGUGCCUGCAGAACCGGCAGUCGCUUUUAG
This is a messenger RNA of Neospora caninum, 6987 nucleotides long. Its product is annotated as Os10g0478300 protein, related. The transcript has 5 exons. Lineage: Eukaryota; Apicomplexa; Conoidasida; Eucoccidiorida; Sarcocystidae. Gene Ontology annotation, biological process: regulation of DNA-templated transcription. Bases 1 to 6987 code for a protein of 2328 amino acids. Gene Ontology annotation, cellular component: nucleus. The record is from RefSeq and is a predicted model, not a curated record. Gene Ontology annotation, molecular function: RNA polymerase II cis-regulatory region sequence-specific DNA binding; DNA-binding transcription factor activity, RNA polymerase II-specific.